ACGGGACCGGGACUGGAACGGGAACCGGGACGGGGCUGCAGCGGCGGCCGCUGCCGCCACCUGAGGCGUUGGAUCCCGCGAGGGGCGGCCCGCGCCUCGCACCCUUCCCUCCCUUCCCCGCUUCAGGCCGCCUUCCGCGAGCCGCGGCUCCCGACGGACAAUGUCCCACCAGCGCGUGAGGCGCGGCGGCUCCCCGACCCCCGCCACCUCCCUGGCGGGGGGAGGCGGCGCGGCGGCGGCGGGCGGCGGAGCAGCGGGAGCGAGCAGCCGCCUCCAGCCCAUGCGGGCCACGGUGCCCUUCCAGCUCAAGCAGCAGCAGCAGCAACAACAUGGCAGCCCCACGAGGAGCGGUGGCGGCCCGGGAGCGGGGCUCCCACGCGCGGCGCCCCCCGGCAGCGGCGGGCGCGGCGGCCCCGCCACGGCCCCGCCGGGAGCAGCGGGGAGCGGCGGCGGCGCCGCCUCCUCGCGGGGCAGCCCCACGCGUGGCCACGGCGGGGCUCGGGGCAGCCCCCCGCGGCACCACCACCACCUGCCGCCGCCGCCCCCAACGCCGCCGCCGGGCUGCGGGCCCUCGCCCUGCUCCUCGCCGGUGCCGCCGCUGCCGGAGGGCAGGGUCCGGCACCACCACCGGCGGCAGUCGCCGGAGCCGGGCAGGAGCUCCCCGGAGAGGAAGAGUCCCAGCUCCCCCGUCUGCAAAGACAAAUCAAGACCACCUUCAUCAAGCCCUUCCAGUAUCGUUCGCAGGACGUCCUCCCUGGACACGCUGGCUGCUCCGUACCUUGCUGGGCAGUGGCCUCGGGAUAACCACGGACAGGCUGCUCCCUGCAUGAGAGACAAGGCCACACAGACAGAAAGUGCCUGGGCUGAAGAAUAUUUAGAAAAGAAGAGAAGCUCACACAAACGUUCAUCAUCAUGGGGCAGCAAUGAACAGCUCAAGGAGAUCGCAAAGUUGCGUCAACAGCUGCAGAGAAGCAAACACAGCAGCAGGCAUCAUCGGGACAAGGAAAGACAGUCUCCUUUUCAUGGCAACCAUGCAGCCAUUAACCACAGUCAGGCUCCCAUCCCAAAGAGUGCUCUCGUUCCUGUGAUACCUAUUACCAAAUCAACGGGGUCACGAUUCCGAAACAGUGUAGAAGGAUUGAAUCAAGAGAUUGAGAUAAUAAUUAAGGAGACAGGAGACAAAGAGGAACAACUUGUUCCUCAAGAUAUUCCAGACGGGCACCGUGCCCCACCUCCGUUGGUGCAGCGCAGCAGCAGCACUCGCAGCAUUGACACCCAGACCCCCGGUGGAGCAGACAAGGGCAGUAACAGCAGCAGCCGCUCCCAGUCAGUGUCUCCAAGCUCAUUUCUCACCAUCUGUAAUGAAGGCACUGAGGAAGGGCCCUGUUCUGCAGAUGACCUGCUUGGUGAUUCCAGAGAUAAAGAAAAUGGGAAUAAUUCUCCCUUGCCAAAGUACGCUACCUCGCCAAAACCCAACAACAGCUACAUGUUCAAGCGUGAACCUCCUGAGGGCUGUGAAAAGGUGAAAGUCUUUGAGGAAAACUUGCCAAAGCCAUUGCAUGAAAUUCCAGCCUUCUAUUGCCCUGACAAGAACAAAGUGAAUUUCAUUCCGAAAAGUGGCUCUGCUUUCUGUCUUGUCAGCAUCCUCAAGCCACUUCUUCCCACACAGGAUCUCACACUUAAGGGCACUACACACAGCCUGACUGUCUCUUCCAGCAUGACGCCUGGUUUGUUACAGCCCAUUUCUAUGGCCUCCUUGACUACAAACACAGAUCAAGACAGGAUCUCUCGUGGAACAAGUACAGUAAUACCACAGACCUCUCUGCUCCAGCAGUCAGGAUGUAUUGAGGAAGCUGAAGAAUAAUUCUGAUUGUCUUGAUAUUUUUUUGGGCAACUACUGGGAAAAAAAUGGAACCAGUUGACCUGACCUUUCUGAUCACACACACACGUUGUUUUAACAAUUUGUGGCACUGCCAUAACCAAACUAUUUGUAUAAUUGACAGUUUGUUAGCACAUUGAGAAGUUCAGGAGGAUGCAGCAGCUGAUACCCUAUUGUACUUUCUGCUUUUGAAGACUCUGGUUCUAUUUCUCUCCUGCUUUUUUUAAACACUGGUGAAAACAAAGACUGUCAUAAUCCUUUGCCAUUUAAAGGACCAGUUGUUGUGAUGGUGUGUGUCCUCUGACUUUUUUUCCCAUUGAAACAAGUCUCAAGACCAGCCAGCUGAUCCCAUGUACCAAUGUAAUCUGCAGAGGGAGGGGCAAUCAGAUGGUUUUGCAAGAUGUCUUUUGUAUGAAAAUGUGUAUUUUGUAACAAAAUUUUGCCUUUUCUGGUUUGUAGCAGAUGGUGUUUCCUGGUGAUGAUCCCCCUACCCUUUGGUUUUUUUUUCCUUUGGUAGGGAAGGUUCUUUUGUACUUGGCUGGCUUACAGCUGAUGGGACCAAAGGAUUGCUGAACUAUUAUAGCAGUCUCAAAUUAUGUGACCUUGCUGAACAGCCUCAGACCUAAACAAAGCAAGACCAGUUAAUAUGUUCGAAACUUUUAAAACAGAAGAGUAUGCAAAAACAGUGUUAGUAUAAAGUGUACAUUUUUUUUAUAUCAAACAUUUGUGCUUCUGGUAAGUCACAUUCUUAAAACUCCUUCCUUCACAGAAUUCCUUCUAGUGUUGGUUUAUUGGCUGGAAAAUUGCAUUUUAAAGCACUUGCCCUGGUAUUGUUCUAUUUGUCCAUAGAAUUUUUGUGCAGAUGUAGGGAAAAGAUAUAUUAUCCUCUUACUUGGUAUUCUUGGCUCUUACAGGCUUGCUUAGAUCCUUAUGAGUCAACCUGAAUCAUUAAUCACUCUUGAUACAAAUUUGCUCUGACGUGACUCAUCACUGUAUUAUAGACCCUGGCCACAUAAUAGUGAAAUACCUGUGCAUGGUUUCCUCCCUUUUGUCGUAGUGGUGUUUGUGUGUCUGUUGGAGGUGGUGGUUUGUCAGGCAUGAUAUCUGUUACACAGAAGUUUACAGCAGCAGCUCUCUUUUUGACUAGCAGCUUAGGCUGGCAUGUAAAACAGAAGAUUUUUUGAUACUUGGUUUGUCCUGAAAAAGUGGCAGUUAAUGGUUGCUUUGAAAUUACAGUAAAAGGCAAAAAUGGUGGGGAAGGCAACUGCAAACAGAAACUGUUCAGGAACUUCACUUAGGUUUCUCAUAUGUUUCUGGAGUGCAUUACUUGGAUUUGAGGUAAUACAUUUAUAGAUAUGCAGAAAACUGCAAUGACCUGAAUACCAGUGUCACAGUCACAAAACAAGUUGAUCUUGUACCUCUUUGACAGAGGUAGAUUCAGUAAUUUCAAAGUAUCAUUGUGAGCAGUCUCUGGGUCUCUCAAGCAGGCCUCACUGGCUUGCAUACACACAGCUUCCAUCUACAUAGCUUCCAUGGAUCAGUUGUAUUCUCAGGUCUCCUCAUAAUGGCAACUAUUGAAAGAUGAUACUAAAAGUAUAAUGGUCCUGUUCAGUGCUUAAUAUGAUUAAUUUGCUUGCAAACAUUUUGUUUGAGAGAAGAAAACCCCUGCAUAUGUGUGCAGAUAAUCAUAAUUUUGAUGCAUAUUUGCUGUUCCUUUAAAUCUUGUAUUAGUAACUAUUAUUGCAGUGGUGUACUUUAUUCAGCAAAUAAGUGUAAAUCAUACUAGAAUGUUCUUUUAAAACGUUAUGAAAAAAAAGUCAGGAAAUUAAAAUUGUACUAGGAAGUAUGGAAGUAUUUCACCUGUUAAAUUAGCAAGCAAGCAUAAUUUGGUUUACUGUCUAUCUUCCUAUGAAAAUGGACAGGACUGUUUUGAAGUAACAGUUUUGAUUUGCGCUGACAUUGUCAGUCACCUGGAGUUGUUGAGGAAGAGGGUUCUAAAAAUAAGCAGCUUUGUGCAUCAAACUUGUGUAAUUUCGCUGGUUGAUAGCUCUUUUCUAGACUUUGUGGAGAGUAAUUUGUUUCUUCUGAAACACUACAGUGCAAUUUGAAGUCUAAAAUGUACUGCUUUAGAUAGGUUUGUUUAAACCUGGCAUGACUGAAUCCAGAUCAUAUUCAGGUGAAGGAAGUGCAUUUAAUUCUGUUUUCUAUUUCUUUAACAGUAGCAUGUAAAGAACUUCAUUGUUGCCAAACUGCCUAGUGCUUUAUUAGGAGAUCUUUACUAAUGGUUAAGAACCAUUGAGAAGGGCUAAAGAUAACAAAUAGCCUUUAUCACAGCCUUGACACUUAACUGACUUCACCAAAAUGCUUUCUGAUGUUUGUUUUCAUCACAGUGUGACUCUCCCAAACAGCAGUGAGCUUUCUUAUUCGUAGGACUUUCUUUUGCACCUGUUAUUGUAGUACUUUGAGUAUCUCUCUGGUGGUUUACCUUGUAUGUUAUUGGACGAUGUACUGUACAAAUUAGUGAGCUGCUCUGAUAAAGACCAAAUGUAAAUGUGUGAAGUUUCAGCUUUUUAUAAAAGACUGUAUUCAGGACAACAUUCAGUCUUUUUUUUUAUACAGGACAAUUCUACUAUUGCUAUGGCAGCUCAAGUUCAUUGUGAAUCCACACUAAAGACUCAGAGUUAAGAAAAUAUAAUAGCUCUUGUUCUGAGACCAGCUUUGAUGUGUGCAGACAAAAAUUAGCCUUAAAUUUUUUUAUGUGCUGUCUUGUGCCAUAGCAUAGCUGUUAGCUGAAGUAUAUAAAUCGAUUUGCAAAUAGCUUUGAGAGUGCAUGGAGCUUUUUAAAAUUCUUUUACGUAUAGCCUGGGAUGUUCAUUUUUUGGGGGAGCUGACCUGACACGAGCACAGUUUUACUGAAAGUGUUCAAAUUCUUUUGGCUUACUUAAAAUCCUAACUAUGCAUAAACCUAGUCAGUUCCUUGAUUGCCUACUUUGUAGCUUAAGAAAAAGUAAAGGUCUAUUUUUAUGCACAACUUGACACAUUUGAUAUUCUUGUUUUCUUGGUGUUCGACAGUCCUAGCCACACUUAAAGGCUGGUGGUUUUGUUAGUAACACUGGCAGUUGAUUUUGAGAUAAUAUACUAAAUUAUAUUACUCCAGUUGUAAAUUCAACUUAAACCACAAGGAAGGUGUUCAUUGUAAUGAAGUUGAUGGUGACCAUUGAGAUUAUUGGGAUUGUUUUUUCAAAAACCUCAAGAGACAGGGGAAAAGGGCUCCUUUGGUAAAGUUUGACCUGCAUCAGCUAUUCUUUCCUUGCUUGGUGCCAUAAUCCUGUAGCAUUUAAGUACUUGGAAAAGUGACAGGCAGUGCUCAAGUACAUCUGUCUUGGAAAGAAAUUCUUGAUUUCAGGUGGGUAUCCCAAGUGAGGAAAAAAGGGAGUGAAAAUUAAAUAUUGCUGACUGUGGAAGUAAAUGAUUGCUGUGUUUGAUUUACGUAAAGCAAUAGCAGCUCUUAUAAAGUAUGUUUAGUCUCAGGGCUAUUUUUUGAUUUGUUCUAAAAUACAAUUUCCUGGAAUUCAGAGUCUGAGACUGUUGAAAAACACCGAGUCUGAGCUUUUUGGGAAGAAGGAAACAAAGUCAUAUGCAUUAACCUUUCCUCUGCCUCAGGCCAAACUUCUUGUUGCUUAUUAAGAGAAUUCAGUGGUACCACAGUAAUUCCUUACUUAAGUAUUAUCUGUUCUCUCCCUGCCAUCUCUAAAAUGCUGACUGUCUUCACAGAAGCUCAGUGCCAGUGGUGUCCAUAUUUCCUUGCUAAAUGUUUCCUUGCUGAGUACAGCUUCUCCAUAAAGCUGAGAGGGCAAAGGAGGAUGUGUAGGAAGUCACCAGAUACUUGCAGUUACAGAGAUCCUUCCUGCAGAGUGACUUCUUGGGUAUCUUAAUUUCCAUUUGACUUAUUGUGUGCAUGCACACAAAGUCUGGAUAGGUCUGCUGCCUUUAUCUGUGUGGAUGGAGGCAGAGCUGGCGUUUUUGAGAACCUUUUUAUUAUUUUUUUCGUAUGUACAGACUUGCAGAGCCAUUCUCUUCUAGAACUGAUGCACGCUUACAUGCAUCUCCAAAGCAAAGCUUGUGUGGUGCUCUUACUUGUCCUCAUGAGAUUAAUAUAACCUGCAAAAAGGAAAUAAAAGCAUCCAAACACUUGGGAACAUCAGGAGUCUGCUUUCUCCAUAUAAUUCUAUAGUUCAGUGUGCCCUUCAUUAGACCCAAGCCACGUUGAUAUAUGUUAAACCAAAAAUGUUUGCUCCUAGGAAAGGCAAUAGAAGGUAAGCCCCUCAUGACCUAGGGAGGUGGAAAGCACUGGGGAACAAUUGAUUUUACUGUGAUCAGAGAGUUCUUAAAGAAUUGUUUUUCUGAGUAUGGGUAUACAGGAAAACAAAGUGACCAAUCACUGCAAUAUGUACCUGUGUAUUUUCUUGAUGUGAGUUUGUCAGCAUUCAGCAACUCUGAAAAUCAGUUCCACUCUUAGCGUUGUGUUUAUACAAAUAAUGACUUCGAUGUAUUGUUUGGAAACUGUUACUUUGCACAUCAAGUGGGGAGAGAAUGUUAACUAUUCACAAGUGUUCUGUGAAAUUCCAGUCCUGUACCCCAGCUGAACCACAACGAUCUCUUUCUGAAUGCUCCAAACAUAAAAGUCCCGUUACUGCUUGCUUGGUUUCAUUGCAUGUCAUCAGUAAGUACUUGAGGUAUGGUCUUUGUUUAAUAGUUCUUCAUUGGGAUUUGUAUUUGACUACAGAGACUUCUGUAGUGUUGACAGAUCUGUCUGAAUAGUGGAAGAGGACUUGGCCUGAUAACACUGCAAAUUUAUUGCACAAGCUUUUGAAACAACUCUCUUUGGAAAAUCUACUAAGCUGAAAAAAACCAAAAUAAACACCUUCUGAACACAUCAUCCAUCCUAAUUGUCAAUGUACUGAUAGUUAAGAACAUAGCUUGGCUUCAUUCUAAAUUAUUUCAUGUAUUGAAAUGUGCAAUUUUUGAGGGUAGCAGUCAAGGGAUGUUCAAAACUGCCAUUAGAUUUGCCUUUGUAUGAAAUUGGCUGACAUGUUUUCCUCUGUUACACUGUGAUAACUUGUGGAGAUGUUCUUGCUUAUGUUGUACUGAUAGGUUGCUUGUUGCAUGUAAAGCAGAUUUUGUAAGCAAGAGGAAUUCCAGGGAUGUUCUGCAAAAAAGGGCCUAUUCUGAGGUGAUGUACACUGUUGUAAAACUGGAGCAGCUCAACUAAUUUCAAUGGAAUUCUUGAUUUACACUAGUCUUUUUGCUAUGUGUAGUUAUGCCAGUACAAUUUUGCACAAUGUUAUUUGAAUAUUGCGUUCUGAUUUGUGAACUGUUUCUACUGAAAACAGUGAAAAUUUUACAAACUGCAAUAGCGGAAUGUUUUUGGCCUUUUUUUUUGUUUUGUUUUGUUUUUGCCUAAAAUAAAAAGUUGUCACUUCAA
Oenanthe melanoleuca is the source of this 7364-nucleotide messenger RNA. It is a transcript of the gene FAM117B, whose product is annotated as family with sequence similarity 117 member B. The record is from RefSeq and is a predicted model, not a curated record. Lineage: Eukaryota; Metazoa; Chordata; Aves; Passeriformes; Muscicapidae. The transcript is spliced from 8 exons. Bases 161 to 1864 code for a protein of 567 amino acids.